AUGUUAAUUUAUUUAUAUAAGGAGAAUAAGCCGAAAGUAGCGUCUGGUUACAUUAAAACUAUGAAGAGAUUGUGGGAAAUAAUUGCAAGAGAGAUGUCCAAUGCUUUCAAAAUCACCAUCAGUCCAGCAGAAUGUGAAAAUAAGUUCAGAGUUCUGGAAAGGAGUUAUAAGAAAGUGGUUGAUAACAAUAAUAAAACUGGAAGGGCAGCUAAAGCAUUUGAGUAUCAGACAGAGUUCGAUGAAAUAUUUGGCAAGAAAGCAAAUUACAGGCCUUUGCUAUUACUGACAGAUAAUGAGAGUAUAGUGCCUACAAAAGUAGUGCCAAACUUGAGAGAUGCGAGGGAAGAUGCUAUGCCAAGCCAUGAAGAAGGUGAGGAAAUUGUCAUUUCCUUAGUUGAAGAAGAUAAUUCUCAGGCUCAAGAACCUCAACCCACUAUAUCUACUCCCAUGUUGGCUCCAGGUAUGAAGAGGAAGAGAAGGAAUGCUAAUCGAGAUGGUCCUUUUUAUAAAAAAAAAGAAUGACAUUUUAGUUGAAAUGAAGAAUGAUCUAAAGGAAUAUAAUGAUAAAAAGUUAGAAAUCGAAAAAUAAAAAUUAGAAAUCAACAAGAAGAAAUUGGAGGACAGACUGAAAAGAACCACUUUAUUGGGAUGGCAUAACAACCAAUUUUUUUUUUGAACAAUUGAACAUUUUUAUUUCUUUUCCUGAGCUAUUCAGAAUACCCUUCUUUUUUCUGAGCAAAUGAGAUUGACCUUUCUGUUGUAUUUUGUUCAA
Molecule: messenger RNA, 772 nt
Organism: Phaedon cochleariae (mustard beetle)
Lineage: Eukaryota; Metazoa; Arthropoda; Insecta; Coleoptera; Chrysomelidae
Source: the annotation of a GenBank genome assembly